This is a messenger RNA of Tigriopus californicus, 4366 nucleotides long. Its product is annotated as DNA (cytosine-5)-methyltransferase PliMCI-like. The coding region runs from base 167 to 4135 and encodes 1322 amino acids. Gene Ontology annotation, cellular component: nucleus. Lineage: Eukaryota; Metazoa; Arthropoda; Copepoda; Harpacticoida; Harpacticidae. The transcript has 4 exons. The record is from RefSeq and is a predicted model, not a curated record. Gene Ontology annotation, molecular function: DNA binding; DNA (cytosine-5-)-methyltransferase activity; chromatin binding.
AGUAUUUACGAAUGGCAAUAUUUCGUCACCUUGACGUGGCUCCCGCCAAAAUGAUCUGGUCCACUUGAAAAACUGUAAAGAGAGUCAAAAAGCCAAGGUGGCAUGCCUACUGAUGCCUUAUAUGUGCGUGCUUUAAAGUCCUGGCUGUGAGUGCAAAUGAGUUAAAAUGGAAAAUCUGGACCCCAACACCACGCCCACUUAUUACCCCGACAUAGAUGGGGUCGAGGCGGAUCUGAAAGAUCCCAGUUAUGGCAUCCCCUUGUCCCGCUCCAAGUCCAAACGCAAAUCCCUUCCGCCUCAAUCCCAGGGUCUCAACGGUCUCAAACAACCAGUCACGAAAAAGGCCAAGGUGAAUCGGUGUUCGGAAUGUUUGCAAGAUCUGGACCAUGGGUCCGGAUUGCAUUUCUAUUUAGGCCAUCCCGCUGAUUCAGUGGAAGAAGUGAUCGCCAUCACUCACGAAUCGCUCACCUUGGAGUUGUGUCUCGACCCCGAGGACAUCAUGGAAGAUCCCCGGCAAUAUUACCGAAUGACCGACUUCCAAUUCUACGAUCGAAAUGGUCAUCUCGUGCCUUUGGAUCGGGGCGUGAUUGAAAACGACAAAGAUGUCAUGUUCUCGGGUUAUUUGAAGGUGGUCACCGAUGAUUCACCUUUGGUGGAGAAUGGCGUGGCCGUGUUCGAUGGAGGCCCCUUGGAACAAUGGUGGGCUUAUGGAUUCGAAGAGGGCUCGCGAUUGACCAUCGGAGUGUCCACUGAAUCGGGUCACUAUUGCCUCACCGCGCCCUCGGAGCAUUAUAAACCCUUGUUUCAAGAAGUCUUAUUCAAAGGUCAUCUGGCCAAAUUGGUGGUAGAAUUUUUGGCCCUCUGCAACCAAAACCGAAUUCCCAUGGAUUACGAAGACCUCUUGGCUUCCUUGGAAGGGGAAUCCCAUCCCGAACUACCUUACCCUGUGAAUGAAGAUGCAUUAAUCAGGCACGCCGAUUUCAUUUUGUCGCAAGUCCAAAGCUUUGAAGAGGCGGCUGAUUCCUUCGAGGAGAUUUUCAUGAUGAAUUCCGAGUGUAUUGCGGCCCUUAUCGAGCGAGCUGGUCUUCGCCCGAAAAGCAUACGCAAAAUGGUACGACCUAAUAAGGUCGCCUCCGUGGUCAAGAAACUUGUCUUAUCGAAGGCCACCACGACACCGUUGGUUCGUUCAGUUUUUGAGAGACUUUUCGGGGCUCAAUUUGCCGACGAGGAUGUCUCUCAAAAGACUCAACGGAAACGACGAUGCCAAGUGUGCGAGGCAUGCACCUCAGCCGAUUGUGGCACUUGUUCCAAUUGCAAAAAUAUGAUCAAGUUUGGAGGUACCGGCAAAGGCAAGCAGGCCUGUGACAAGCGAAUUUGCCAAAACAGGGUUGAAAUACUCGCGGAAGACGUAGAAGCCAUUGCUUCGGAAGAGGAUGCCACCACCAUUUUCACCGAAAAAGCCAGUGCCAAACAUACCCACAAUAACAAGACGACGAUCCGAAAGAAGACGAAGAACAAGAUCGAAUUCAUUGGAGCAGGAAAGGAAAUUCGUAACCGCUCAUAUUUUUCUGAAGUGAAGGUGAAUGGCGAAAUCUAUCGAUCCGGUGAUUUUGCCCUGUUCGUUGUUCCCGAAACUCGAAGUGGAUAUUCACUACAGAUCCGACGAAUCGAUCAUGUAUUCCAAUCCAAAAAUGGGAGCAUCAACAAUGCCCACGUUCAAUGGUUCCAGAGAAGUGAGGAUACGUGUCUUGGAGAUUUUGGUCGGAAGGGUGAGAUCUUCCAGGUCCUGUAUUGUGAAGACGUUAACUUGGAUGACCUGCAUGGAAAGAUCGACGUAGACUUUUGGCAUUUUCCACAAAAUAUGCUGGAUAUUGGAGGUACAGAAGAUGCUCUUGUGCAGCCUCCAACGAGUGAUUUCUACUACAGAAUGCGUUACGAAGGGGAAUUGGCAAGGUUUGAAGCUGCCAUUCCGGUAGAAAAAGGGAAAGAUCCCGAUGCCAUUGAGACUUGUCUCAUCUGUCCUUGGCGAGAGAAAAUCGACGGAAAAAGUAUUUUACAAGCUCUGAAUCCUGUGGACGAAGAACCCGAUGAAAAAGGACGAUAUGUGUUCAAGUGUUUGAACGUAUUUGGUGCGACUCUUCAACUUGACGAGGCUGUCUUUAUCAAACCUACGGAGGUUAAAGCGACAAGAGAGAAAGUGGACUCGAUUGACAAACGAUUUUUGGAUGAGACCAAAUAUCCUGAAUACUAUCGCAAGACUGGGCACGUCAAAGGCUCGAACGUCAACACCCCAAGGCCUUUUAACGUGGGUAUCAUUGAAGAGAUAUCUUCGCAAGACCAUGAGGGCCUCAAGAAAGUGAAGGUUCUCGUGAGAAGACUCUAUCGACCUGAAGAUACCCACAUGAAAGACUAUGAAGUCUUGGCCACCGAUUACAACUUAUUGUAUUGGUCCGACGAUUUCAACACGGUUGAUGGUUCGAAUAUUCAAGGAAAAUGUGUUGUUCGUCCUGAAUCUGUGGACACCGCCCAUCGACACGGUUUUUAUUACACAAUGACUUACAACCGCUCGAAAAAGACUUUUGAAGAGCUUUCCCCUCGAGCAGAGUUGUAUGGCAAGAUCAAAGGUAAAGGGAAGGGCAAAAGUAGUGUCAAAUCCAGUGCUGGUACAGAAGUUCACAAGGAAGGCACCAUCAACACUGAGUGCAAAGUUCGUCCCUUGCGCUGCUUGGAUGUUUUUGCCGGAUGUGGGGGAUUGAGUCAUGGUUUGCACGAGGCUGGAAUAGCUCAGACGGAUUGGGCCAUCGAGGUUUAUGAACCGGCUGCCAAGGCCUUCAAGGCCAAUAAUCCAGAUGCUGUGGUAUUCACAGACGAUUGCAACUUGCUCUUGAAGAAGAUCGUCGAUGGGGAAAAAUUUAACGACAAGAAGCAACCCCUGCCCAGAAAAGGGGAAGUAGAGAUGCUGAUCGGUGGUCCACCUUGUCAGGGCUACUCGGGCAUGAACCGAUUCAGCCACGGAGUGUAUUCCUCUUUGAAGAAUAGCCUGGUCUCGUCGUACUUGUCCUAUUUGGACUAUUUCCGACCCAAGUACUUCGUUCUCGAGAAUGUGCGCAAUUUCGCCUCAUUCCAAAAAUCGGCUGUGCUUCGAUUAUGUCAGUCCGUGAUAUUACAAAUGGGCUAUUCCUGCACUUUCGCCGUACUACAAUGCGGAAGUUACGGCGUUCCGCAGACCCGACGUCGAUUGAUACUUCUCGCCUCUGCUCCGGGCUACGAAUUGCCCGAAUUUCCUGAACCCCAACACGUGUUCACCAACACGCCUUUGAGUGUGCAGAUCGAUAAUACUGUCUACAAGAGCAACAUCCGCUGGACAGACUCUGCUCCUUUCCGAACCGUGACGGUCAACGACACGACCAGUGACUUGCCUCCCAUACAAAGUGGGCAGCAAGAUCUCAUCAUGCGAUACGAGGACGAGCCUCAAAGUCCGUUCCAAAGGCAGAUGAGAGCUCACGCGGAAGAGCUUCGCGAUCAUAUCUGUAAGAAACUUGUACCCGUCGUCGAGGCAAGGAUGACUUUUAUUCCGACCGAACCUGGCGCAGAUUGGCGGUGUCUACCCAAUAUUGUAAUCAAAUUGAAAGACGGCACCUUUAGUGAAAAAUUGGAAUACCCGUUCGAAGACUUCAAACAAGGUCGAUCCAAGGUCGGUGCCAAACGUGGUGUUUGCACUUGCCUCAACGGAGCACCCACUAAGAAGUGCGAUCCCAACGCCAAACAGACCAAUAACACGCUCAUUCCAUGGUGUUUACCUCAUACCUCCAACCGACACAAACAUUGGGCAGGGCUUUACGGGCGAUUAGAAUCCGAGGGUUAUUUCUCGACCACAGUGACCAAUCCAGAGCCCAUGGGCAAACAAGGACGAGUGCUUCACCCAGAACAACAUCGUGUUGUGAGUGUGCGAGAAUGCGCUCGCAGUCAAGGGUUUCCUGACUCAUAUGUCUUUGUCGGGAAUCUAAUAGAAAAACAUCGACAAGUUGGAAAUGCAGUACCCCCACCAUUGGGUCGUCAUCUGGGAUUGGAAAUCCGAAAGGCUUUGACUCAAUCCAAGAGUUACCUGUCCCGGAAAGUGGAUCCCAAAUCAUAGACAUGGAAGUCCGAAUGACUCAUUGCUACGUAACCUCUCAUAGGGUUUUUCGGAACGGUUCCUAGAACCUUUGGACCGCUUAUCUCUCCUACCGUUACAUGAUUGGUUUUCCAUAAAUCCAUUGUGUCAUACGAACUUCUCAAGGGCCCCUUUUGUUACGUUUGUGCCCGACUUGUCAUAGCCUAAGGGUGCCUAAUAAAUGUGGGAAGGAGGAGGUCUUCAUAUUGAUAA